AACAUACAAGGCCCUCCCACACAGGAUCAGGUAAACAGCUCUGACGUUUGGCUUGUAGGCAUCUCUGUCCUACGCUCUCUUGGCAGGUACCGCUUAGAAAGUCGUAUCCUGGCUCUAUGCUGACGGCUGCGAGUUUCGUGCAGGGUUUCUGAAGGCGGGUGUGAAAAAAGAAAAGAGGAGAGUGGUCUUGGAAUCUUCGGGAGCGGGACCCGUGCCUUCGACCUCUGUGGAAACAGAAACAUAGGUGGGUCUUGGAGGAGGGACUGAGUCGCAGUUCGAGGGCGGACCGCAGCGGCUCAGGGGAAGGUGACUGUGAGAUCCAUCGUUCCCAGUCGGAACAGUUGUCCUGGACAGGGCUUUAAUGGUUGCUUUAUCCGAAGACUGCGCUAGGAGUGUUUGGAUCUGUGAUUCCAACUGUCCGAAAGGGCCAUUCCAGAAGCUCUGCCAAGGAGCUAAUUGUACAGUGUUUUGAGUGGAGAAUCUAGGACCAAGCCAUGAAUAUCCUCUCACUCUCAUGACUCUAUACGAUUCUGCUUCUCUCAAGUGUAUCCCAGUAUCCUCUGCAUGUUUCCAAGGGCAAAACUAAACCAAGCAACUUACAAGCAUCAUGAAUGAAUAUGUGGAGUUGGUGUCGUUUGAGGAUGUCACUGUGAAGUUCACCUGGGAGGAGUGGCAGAAUCUCAGUGAUGCUCAGAAGAUGCUAUACAGGAAUGUAAUGCUGGAGACGUAUAGUAGCCUGCUGUCACUGGGGCAAUGCAUCCCUAAACCUGAGUUGAUCUUCAAGUUGGAACAGGGAGAGGAGCCAUGGACAGCAGAAGAACCUGCAAACAAGACUCUGCCAGUCUUUUGCAGUAUGGAUGGCAUAAUUGAGACCAACCAGAAGAGUCAAGAGACACCUUUGUGGCAAGUUACCGGCAACAGCUACAAUAGAGCAACUGAGGAAGCAAAUGGAUUAGAAAACACUUUUUAUUUGUACUCCAUGAAUAUUUCAAGCUUUAUUGUAAAUAAUAGAAACUGCUCAGGAGUGAAGCCUGAGGAGUCGAAUGGAUAUCUGAAUGCAUGUCUCCCUUUGGAGCCUCAUGGAUUGGAUACUGUAGAGCAAUAUGAUGACUGUUGUGUAGCAGGGAAAUCCAUCAGAUGUCCUGAGCAGUUGGAUCAGCAUUCUAAGAUUCAAAGUGGACAGCAGGAUUUUGAAUAUAUCGGAGAAGGGAAAGUUACAAAGGAGGGAAGACUAUUGAAAAAAAUUACUCCAUCUAAGAGACUUCAAAUGGGACUGACCUCUUGGAAGCAUAAUGAGUGUGAGCAAGCUUCUGUUCAGUCAGAUGUCAUUGCUAAGGCAGGGAAGGCAACUCUCAGUAAGAAGUGUAACCUCACUAAACACCAGGCAGCAUACUCAGGGAGAAAAUCUUGUAAAUGCUUUGAAAAUAAGAAGACCUUUUCCAGUGAAUUAGACCUUCUAGAACAUCGUAGGACAUAUAACCAGAGAAAAGACCAUGUAUGUAUCCAGUGUGAGAAACCCUUUAGCACUAAAUCGUCCCUUACUAUUCAUCAGAGAAUUCACACAGGAGAAAAGCCCUAUGGAUGUAGUGAAUGUAAUAAAACCUUCAGACAAAAGUCAGCUCUCAUUGUACACGAGAGAACUCACACGGGAGAGAAACCCUUUGAAUGUUAUGAGUGUGGUAAAGCCUUUCAACAUAAGUGGUACCUCAAAACGCACCAGAGAACUCAUACUGGGGAGAAACCAUAUGAGUGUAAAGAAUGUGGAAAAGCCUUCCUAAAGAAGUCAUACCUCAAAAUGCAUCAGGGCACUCACAAGAGUGAGAAACCAUAUGAAUGUGAGAAGUGUGGAAAAACCUUCCAUAACAGGUCAUACUUCAACAUGCAUCACAGAACUCACACUGGUGAGAAGCCCUAUGCAUGCAGUGAGUGUGGAAAAGCCUUUUACCAAAAGUCAGACCUCAGGAGGCAUCAGAGGAUCCACAACAGUGAGAAAUUACACGAAUGCAAGGAAUGUGGAAAAGCCUUUCAAAAUAAGUCCUACCUCAAAACGCACCAGAAAGUUCACACAGGUGAAAAACCUUACGAGUGUAAAGAGUGUGGGAAAGCAUUUCAGAACAAGGCAUAUCUCAACAAGCAUCAGAUAAUCCACACAGGUGAAAAGCCUUACGAGUGUAAUAAAUGUGGGAAAGCAUUUCAGUGGAAGUUAGUCCUCAGUAAGCAUCACAGAAUCCACACAGGGGAAAAGCCCUAUGAAUGCAUUCAGUGUGGAAAAAUGUUUGGCUACAAAUCAUCCCUCAUUGUACAUGAGUUGAUUCAUUCUGGGGAGAAACCUUAUGAAUGUAAUAUAUGUAGAAAAACCUUUUCACAGAAAUCAAACCUAAGCAGGCAUCAGAGAACUCACCGACAUGGGGAGCUAUGAUAGAAAUGGUUAUGGAUGUGGUCCCAUGUUCGGCCUCUCCUCUGGAAGUGCCCAGCAGCCAAUACACUGGUUUGGGGAAGACAAGGUGAGGUCAAGGACAGAGAUCUGCAGUCUGUGUUCCUCUUGGGGUGUCAGACACGGCUGCAUGCCAGGCUGGAAGGGUGAAAACAGUUCAGGAGGGCAAGGAGCUUGGUCUGGUUUGGAGUGAGUGACGGUCGGGAGAAGAGAGAGGUCUUCUUUAGGAGUUCUAGUGUUAUGGCUCAUGGCUCCUUUAUGUGAAGCCUUCCCCGAGGUGAUCUUUAAUGAAGAAGCUCUCUGAGAUGAUUUUAGCUUAUUUGUAUUGCUUUAUUGGGGAUGGAUGUGAACACAGGCUUUAUUCUGGGUGAAUGAGGAAUUAUGUAAUUUUGGGGAAGGGUGUGAGAAUAUCCAGGAAGGGAAGGUCAUUGGCUGAAGGCGAAGGUUAUUGAGAUGCCUUGUUAGCAUGGAGAAGUGUUCCAGGUGCUGUGCUAUGUGACUGACUUCCUAUGGUCACAUCAGUUAAGGUUCAUAAUUAUAAGCUCCAUAGUGGGCGUAGAGGCAGGGAGGGAGCAGCCCUACUCCUGCUGUCUCUGACCUCUGAGGUUCCCAGAGCAUACUUUUUUUGAGCAUACUUCCACCUCACCAGUCUUAUGCCCAUGUGGUGGCAUGAUCCACCUGCCCUAGAUCCAGAAAGACAUUUAAGUCUUAGAAUGCAUCAAGAAUGCCAAGAAUCCACUCCCGGGGCUGGAGAGAUGGCUCAGCAGUUAAGAGCAUUGGCUUCUCUUGCAGAGGUUCUGAGUUCAAUUCCCAGCAACCACAAGGUGGCUCACAAAAGAGGGUGUCUGAUGCCCUCUUUUGGUGUGUCUGAAGACAGCUACAGUGUACUCAUAUAAAUAAAAAUUAAAAAAAAAAAAAGAAUCCACUUCAGUUUGGGUUGUAUAGGUGUUCUUUGUAUAAAACAAAUAUCAAUUUGCAAGAGAGAACCCACACAGGGUUGAGAAAGUUUAAGAAUAUGUUGAAUGACUGUGCAGGAAGUUUCCCUAGUACUUGCACUUGAGAACUUAUAAAAACACAUAAGAAUGAAUUUUUAUAAAUGUAAUAACUGAGGAAAAAUGUCCUCCUAGAGGUCAAAACUUGGAGUGCAUAUCAGUAUUUACAUAGGAGGAAACAUGAAUGUAAAGAAUAUAAAAUUUUCACCCAUGUUUUUUAUUUAAUAUAUCUGAGAUAACUCAUUGGAGAGAAACUCAAUGCCAUGGAUGUGGAAAAUACUUUUAUGACAAAAUAAAAAAAAUUUAUGAUAUAAUUAAAGUUGAAAAUCAUUUUGACAUUAUUCAUGCCUUAAUAUACAUGACAAAGUCCACAGUGGGAAAACACUCUUCAAUAAAUAUAAUCAUUAAAAAACUGUA
Messenger RNA from Mastomys coucha (southern multimammate mouse), 3843 nucleotides. Its product is annotated as zinc finger protein 717-like. Gene Ontology annotation, biological process: regulation of transcription by RNA polymerase II. Gene Ontology annotation, cellular component: nucleus. NCBI's taxonomy places the organism in Eukaryota, Metazoa, Chordata, Mammalia, Rodentia, Muridae. The coding region runs from base 608 to 2419 and encodes 603 amino acids. Gene Ontology annotation, molecular function: DNA-binding transcription activator activity, RNA polymerase II-specific; RNA polymerase II cis-regulatory region sequence-specific DNA binding. The record is from RefSeq and is a predicted model, not a curated record. The transcript has 5 exons.